ACACGUCAUCUUGAUGAAAAUGGCGACCUCCAUGCUACCGUCGUGACCGUUGGCCAGCCAAAUGCCAUGUUCUAUUGAUGAUUUUUGACUGUCAGAUCUGUCGAAGUCGAGGGAAAAUGUAUAAAACAUCGAACAAGAGCGAUUUUAUCACCUAUGUUGCUGAUGAUGACAAUUAUGACAACCAAAAACGACGGAGACAGUCGUAUUUGAGAUCCUGGAAGCAACUUUCACGCCUCCAGCGCAACGUUUUCAAGGUUGUGGUGUCACUCACCAUCUUGUGUGUGAUGUACUUGUUAUUCCUGCCUGGCCGGAAGGCCGCCCAGUCUGACACCAACUUUGCCAGGGAUCAUAAUAUUGGCAGGGAACCAGGUAAUCAUGGCGACGCUGGAAAGCUCCCAGUGCUGAACAUCAACCAAGAUGGUGUCCGCCAAGGACAGGGUGGGAACAUGCACCAAGCAGAAGAACCAAAGCGCCACAAGAAAGGGCCUCCCAGGAUACACAGGGACCCGCCAAAAGUAAGUGGAAACCAACACCCUCAUCACUGGCAGCACAUGGGCCAUGCAUAUGAAAGCCAACUCCGCACCCCGGACUCUGGGGAAGGAGCUGCUGCUGGGGCACUGGAGGAUAACAAGAGUGGGCAAGCGGAGGAACCUGUACUGCACAUCCCUGAUGACGCUGUGGCCAGGAAUGGUCCAUCAGAAGCCAGAGAUCAAGACGAUUCCAAAAAACACGUCGCCGGCGGCUCUGACGAUGAGUCUCAAAGCCGCAAGGGCGACUCGGAGAGUAAAAGCAGUAUCUACGGUGCCAAGAAUGAGCGGCAAGAGGCAGUGGUGGGUGCCUUCCUGCAUGCGUGGAAGGCCUACAGGGCCCACGCCUGGGGUCAUGACGAGCUGAAGCCAAUCAGUAAAUCGUACAACAACUGGUUCGGCCUGGGACUGACCAUCAUCGAUGCACUGGACACUAUGUACAUAAUGGGGUUGAAUGAGGAAUUUGAGGAGGCUCGCAACUGGGUGGAGAAUGACAUGAACAUCAAGCCCAACAUCGACGUCAACCUCUUUGAGACCACAAUCCGUGUUCUAGGAGGUCUACUAGGUGCCUUUCAUCUUUCAAGGGAUGAAGCCUUUCUGGAUAAAGCGGUAAGCAACCAUUAAACAGAAGCUUUUUCACCUCGUACUUUGUUAAUCACACAGAAGCAAACGGGAUGAGUGACCCCACCGCGAUGGGGACCAGACAGCUCGGUGUCAGAAGUUUCCACCAUCCAGCUUGAAUUCCGCGACCUGACCUUCACCACAAAGGACAACCGGUUUAAGGAGGCAGCAGACACUGUCAUGAACCACCUGCACAACCUGCCCAAGACGGAUGGGCUGGUGCCCAUCUUCAUCAAUGCCAACACAGGACAGUUCCGCCAGCAAUCGACCAUCACCUUUGGGGCCAGGGCCGACAGUUACUAUGAGUACCUUUUGAAGCAGUGGCUUCAAACUGGCAAGUCAGAAAGAAGGUUUAAGGAAGAUUUCGAUGCAGCCAUGACAGGAACCAAGAACCGUCUUUUGCGGCGAUCAGGUCCCAGCAAUCUGCUUUUUGUGGGUGAACUAGUGAACAAGAACUUUUCGCCCAAGAUGGACCACCUGGUGUGUUUUCUGCCAGGCACCCAGGCCCUGGGCUACUUCCAUGGCCUGGAUGAAUCCUACUUGGAGCUGGCCCACAAUCUUGCCAACACUUGCUACCAGAUGUACGCACAGAUGCCCACGUUUCUCAGCCCAGAGAUUGCCCACUUCAACAUGCUGCCUGGCACUAAGGACGACAUAAUUGUCAAGCCGGCUGAUGCCCACAAUCUACUCCGCCCAGAGACGAUUGAGAGCUUCUUCUACCUGUAUCGCAUCACCAAAGACGAGAGCUACAGGGACUGGGGAUGGCAAAUCUUCCAGGCCUUUGAGCGCUACACCAAGAUUCCUGGAGGUGGCUACUCGUCCAUCAGCAAUGUCAAAAAUCCUGACAAGCCCUCCUUCCGGGACAAGAUGGAGAGCUUCUUCCUCGGGGAGACACUCAAGUAUUUCUUCUUGCUGUUCAGCGACGAACCGGACUUAUUACCCCUGGACAGAUAUGUGCUCAACACUGAAGGACAUCCUCUCCCUAUAAGGACAAUAGAUGGUGCCAUCAUGCACUAGCUGGUCAUCAAAUGAUGUAAUAAAUGGAUUCAUCGGGACAACGGGCAGUGACAUCUGGUUUUUUAUUCAGUGAUUUAUAGAAUGCCCGUGAGUGGGUGUGGAAGUGCUUGGGAAUGAUUCUGAUUUUUUUAACCGAAAUAACUUGAUUCUUGCAUUGAGAGAGAAGAUAGAGACUGAUAAUGUGAUGACCACAAGGAGUCUUGAAGCCCGAUGCAAAAAUGCUGAAAUAUGUGGCCAGGUGUCUGGGAGAAACAACUCAGUCCAUUACAAGUUGUAAACGCUACUUUUAAGUAAUUUGGCUGCAUUUACAAAUGCAUCCAUGAAAAAUGGUAGCAGCCCCAAGCUUUUAUCUGUCUUGAGCAGAAGCACCCCCUAUUUUUAAAAGAGCCAGGUCGGUGGGGGUAUUCAUUUUGUUGGCAGCAAUGGGAUCGUAACACAUGCAUUUCAUAGUCAUUUGUGAACCAGGGCAUUUCCCACAAAAGGGUUCUCCGUUGCUAGGAAAACUGCACCCUCUCUUGCUCUAGCUCAGGGGCUCAUGGGUACAAGCGUAUCAUUUGCAGCUGUGGGCAAAUGAUUCAGAUGUGCAGCUGACACGUUUCAAAUAGUUGAGGAACGGCUAAUGUUAUUAUUCCAGGUGGCACUGGAAACCCAAGCUGGCACAUGUGGAUGUUUUUUGUCAACGCUUCUGAUAUAGUGCUCACAUUGCCAGUGCUAUUUCUUUGUAUGGUCUUAUAGGUCUAGCCUUCAAAUACAUAAUCUCCGUUCACGUGGAAUGCAGUACCUAUUCCUGUGCAUGAGAUGUCAUACGGAUAUCUGCAUGCAGACCAACCUUAGAUCCUGCAGCCGCAUGAGUGAUAUUUGGGCUGUGGUCAGAGUAGAUCCCAAGUCAGCUCACGUGGGCCUGUUAGUGGACUAUGAAAAAGGGGGCCACUAAAAAUCAGGCAGACUUUCAAUAGCUCGAAGUUCAAAUGCAGGAUAGCAAACUGGUCUUAACGUACAAGGUGAGCAUUCCCGAGAGCGGCUGUCACUUGUGUGUGAAUUCUCAAUGGCUCUUGUUCAGCUACUGAAAAUUAGGAUUGUCAGAUUUUGCAGUGACAUACAAGGAGCAAAAUGACGAAUGCAGUGUCCGUUUCCCAGCAGCCGAGCAGUUUUAAGCAACGUACUGGUAAGACUUCAGCACGACACAAGCAAGGUCUCGUUGGCCUUCCGCGCUGAGAUGUCCACAUGACUAACUCGCACGGUACUGUAAGUGGUGCUAUUAUCUUUGGUGUAGGCCUAUGUACAGUACACGUCAUGUACAACAUGAAGCAUGCAUGGACUGCACUGCUCAGCACGCCACUUAAAGGGACGACUUUCCCGUUGUUGUGCGCAGAGAUGGCAAGACGUAUUUUUACCAUAUUUGGUAAGGGGGACCGCUGAGACUGGGAGAGAGCUGAGACGAGCACAUCGGGCCAUCUCAGGAGGAAAAGACAUUUGAAAACAAUAGUUUCACAUGAAAUGUGUUCACCAAUGCAGGUGAAUAGCCUGCCGAGUUACUUCAUACAGGGUGUGCAGAUGUGAGCUAUCCAGUUUGUGGUGUACUGUGCCCUUUUCUAUUGUGUGUGAGAAAUGCUCAACUGCAUGCUAAGUUCCAGCCAGGUUGAGUACAUUAAAGUUGGGGAAAUGGGACCCAAGUGGUUGUCAGUUUGUGAUGUCUUUUUCCUUACAUAUUUUGAAAACUCCGAGAGUAGAAAUGUCCUUUGCCUGUAUGGGAAAGGAGCUAGAAUAUUUGAAUUCCAGUUGCCUUGGAUUAUGUACUCCAUUAUACAAGGUAGCAACAAGUGCAAAAUAUGUAUCACAUUGUUUACAUGUUUUGAGAGAGACUCGUAUUGCACUAGAGACCCUUUUUUCAUGUAUUUUUUAACAAGUGGGUAAGUUUUUUUUAAUGCUGCAUGGCUUCUGCCAUACAGUGCUUUUGAGUCAAAGGUGCUUUGUCUAUUUUAAUGUCCUAUGGACAAAAAAGGAAGAACUCUGAGAAAAAUUACAGCAAGAGAAAUCUUGACGUCAACAUGUUCUUGAACACCGCCGACACAGUUGCUGAAUUUUUUUUCAAUGUGCAAUCUACAUAUAUGUACAAACUUAACUUGUGAAUAUUUUAGAAGCACAGGAAGCAUGUUCCGAGUCUUGUAACAAAACUGAGGUUUCAGCAGGAGGCCCUAUUUGGCACCUAGUUUGUCCUGUUGUCUGAUUUCAAAGCAUGUAAAAACAAAACAAAACAAUCCAUUUUGCCAAUUGAGGGGGAGGAUUAAGGCCUGUGGGUUUAAUUUUACAGCCUGUGCCGCAUUUCAUCCAGAAAACAAUGGAUUGCAAUGUUCUCUGUUUUGGGCCUUCCCCCCCCCCAAGAUGGAUAUCGGCAAUGGUUAUUAUGGUUUGCCCUAUUGUCACACUUUCAGUUUCCUAUUUCUUGAAGCACUUCAUGAAAACAUUGGUGAUCAAUUAAUUAUUUUAACCUGUGAGUCAAGUAAGAGGCCAGUACACUGCAGAUAUUGAUGUUUGAGUCAUUUUAGCCUUUGUUUUAUCAGUCCCACCAUGAGUUGUUUUUAAGUGACAUCAGUGAAAUACUUAAUCAGUAAACAUGCCUUGCAUUCAUGCAGUUUGUUGUAUAGCGUAGCAGUCUAAGGUUUAAUGCACCAUGCUUGUACAGGGUGUCCACAUAAAAAGUAUACCGAGAUAAAAAUUACUGUAAUAGCAAAUUUAC
This is a messenger RNA of Acanthaster planci (crown-of-thorns starfish), 4902 nucleotides long. Its product is annotated as endoplasmic reticulum mannosyl-oligosaccharide 1,2-alpha-mannosidase-like. The record is from RefSeq and is a predicted model, not a curated record. Gene Ontology annotation, biological process: mannose trimming involved in glycoprotein ERAD pathway; carbohydrate metabolic process. Gene Ontology annotation, cellular component: membrane; endoplasmic reticulum. NCBI's taxonomy places the organism in Eukaryota, Metazoa, Echinodermata, Asteroidea, Valvatida, Acanthasteridae. Gene Ontology annotation, molecular function: mannosyl-oligosaccharide 1,2-alpha-mannosidase activity; calcium ion binding.